AUGUAUGAAAUACCGAUCAUAGUCAGCACUCCAGACUGCCACCCUGUGCCAGAGGAAGGCAAUCAACAACGGCACAACAGUCAAGGCCACAGCGCCGUGGCGUCCAGGCCAAACGUACCAGAGCCGAAUCCCACCACUUCCCCAGAAUACCAUCACGGCCAACCGUUGACCACGUCAUUGGUCUCCGAAGGCACCCAGACAGAUCCAGUAGACGAGAUUUCCGUCGGCAGUGACUCGCCCACACAUUCUCAUGCUGACUCUCCAUCCACCAGAACACCCUUCGGGGCAUGGACUGACCGCUUCUAUCACCAACACAUAUUGGGCCAUCGCCCAGGCAAUACCACCACGGCAGAGUCAUUGCUUGCUCCUCCUGAGUUGGAUGUCCCCAACCGCCCAAUGACACCGAGGGCAGAUCUAUACAAUGGCCAAACAUCAGCCAAUUUUGGAAUGACCUUUGGCCCUCGACCGGCUCCCCGUUGGAGGGGUUGCUCGAAGCCGAUGGCAUCUCCCAACAGCUAUGAAGACCAGAAACAUCGGAUGAUGAUGAACUGGCUGGAGAGGAGAGGG
Molecule: messenger RNA, 567 nt
Organism: Cladophialophora yegresii CBS 114405
Lineage: Eukaryota; Fungi; Ascomycota; Eurotiomycetes; Chaetothyriales; Herpotrichiellaceae
Exons: 1
Source: RefSeq, a predicted model, not a curated record